UAUAGUAUUAUAAUUGUUAUCCACUUGAAUAUAUUGGAUUUCGAACAAGCACCCAUUUUGGCGACCUUUCAAUUCACCUGUACCUACUUAUCGACUUAUUCUCGCUUAUAUGCACCCUUGAAUGCCGUCUUUGAUCACUGCGCCGCCCCAUCAUCAGCAGCCACCAUGACCCCCAGCACGCUCAGCAUCGUGGUCCAGAACAAGACGUCGGCGUCGCAGCUCUACGUCUUCGUCACCGGCCAGGCCGCGCAGGGCGUCUUCUUCCUGCGCGCCGACGGCGUCACGCCCUACUACCCGGCCUCACCGUCGUCGACGCUGCAGCCGCUGUCGCAGAACUGCGCCGUGGCGGUGGGCGGGCCGGGCCAGAGCCGCACGUUGACGGUGCCGCAGCUGGCCGGCGCGCGCAUCUGGUUCAGCCAGGCGAAGCCGCUGACGUUUUUGCUCAACCCGGGCCCGGCCGUCGUCGAGCCGUCGUCGACCAACGUGGCGGACCCAAAUUACAACAUCCAGUGGGCGUUUUGCGAGUUUACGCUCAACACGGCCGAGCUGUACGUCAACGUGUCGUACGUCGACUUCUUCAGCAUCCCCGUGUCGCUCCGGCUGGAGAACGGGUCCGGCGUGGUGACGAGCGUGCCCGGCAUGCCGGCCGGGGCGCUGGACUCGAUCUGCGCGCAGCUCAAGGCACAGGCGGCCAAGGACGGCGCCGGAUGGGACAAGCUGGUGGUGCAGCAGAGCGGCGGCGGCGGCAACCUGCGCGCGCUGAGCCCCAACUCGGGCAGCGUCAUGUUCCCGGGCCUGUUCAGCGGCUACUACCAGCCGUAUGUGGAUGCCGUGUGGAAGAAGUACCAGGCGGCGGACCUGACGGUCAACACGCAGUUCUCCAACUGGGGCAACGUCGCCGGGCGCGUCGACUCGUCGGGCCAGAAGCUCGUGUUCCCCGCGGGCUACGGCUCGUUUGCGAAGCCGGCGGCGGCGGACAUCUUUUCGUGCGACUCGGGCCCCUUUGCGGGCGGCGCGGGCGUGACGGCGCAGCAGCUCAAUGUCGGUGCGAGGCUGGCGGCGGCGCUGAACCGGUCGACGCUGCUCAACGGCGGGCAGCAGCCGGAGGGCGAGGACGUGGGCCAGUACUACCAGAACGCGGUGACGAACCACUAUGCGCGGAUAUGCCACGCGGUGAGCGUGGGCGGGAGGGGGUAUGCGUUUCCAUAUGACGAUGUUGGGAAGACGGGGGGAGUGGACCAGAGCGGGUUUUUGAAUGAUGGGGAUCCGAAGGUGCUGACGAUUGGGGUUGGGGCGCCUCUUUGAUUGAUUGAUUGAUUGAUUGAUUGAUUGAUUGAUUGAUUGCUAUAGUAGUAGUAUUGCGUUUUAUGUGUUUUGUGUUGAUGUUGUUGAGGAUGAUUGGUGUAGGUAUAUGUGAUGAUGAUGAUGAUGUGUGUGUAUAUAUGUGGCUUGGUUGCUGUAUAUAAGUUUGGCGUGUGCAUGUAUAUAUCUCUUGCUUGUUAUGUAUAUAUAUAUAUAUAGCUAUAUUUA
Trichoderma asperellum CBS 433.97 is the source of this 1530-nucleotide messenger RNA. RefSeq lists its product as uncharacterized. The record is from RefSeq and is a predicted model, not a curated record. Lineage: Eukaryota; Fungi; Ascomycota; Sordariomycetes; Hypocreales; Hypocreaceae.